Austrofundulus limnaeus is the source of this 5658-nucleotide messenger RNA. It is a transcript of the gene zmym4.1, whose product is annotated as zinc finger MYM-type containing 4, tandem duplicate 1. The record is from RefSeq and is a predicted model, not a curated record. Lineage: Eukaryota; Metazoa; Chordata; Actinopteri; Cyprinodontiformes; Rivulidae.
ACUCCUCCGCUAUCCGCCGAUGGAUAAAMACAACGAGGAAAAGCGCAGUCUGCGAAUUCUGCACAGCGAGGAUAAAAGAUAAGUCACAGUUUAGUUUUAGAGCCUCGGAAGRAAGUAAAAACCACUCCGUUUGUUUUAUUUGUAAUUUAUUUGGUGGAGGCAUGGAGGAAGCCGGAGACGGAGCCGAACAACGGGCCACCAAUCAGGUCUCGUCCGACCAACCCGCGGUCACAGAUGAGGACAGCAGAGAGUCCACGGACGGAGUUUCAGAGCCGGGAACAUCAGCAGAGGUUAAAGACUCAGAGUCGGUCCCUGGACCUUCGUCCACGAUGACCGAGGAGAAGAAGGAGGAAAUCUUAGCUGCGAUGCUUCAAAGCAGGAAGUGAAAGAGGAUGAUGCUUCAAAACAGGAAGUGAAAGAGGAUGAUGCUUCAAAACAGGAAGUGAAAGAGGAUGAUGCUUCAAAACAGGAAGUGAAAGAGGAUGAUGCUACAAAUCAGGAAGUGAAAGAGGAUGAUGCUACAAAUCAGGAAGUGAAAGAGGAUGAUGCUACAAAUCAGGAAGUGAAAGAGGAUGAUGCUUCAAAGCAGGAAGUGAAAGAGGAUGAUGCUACAAAGCAGGAAGUGAAAGAGGAUGAUGAUGCUACAAAGCAGGAAGUGAAAGAGGAUGAUGAUGCUUCAAAGCAGGAAGUGAAAGAUGAUGAUGCUUCAAAGCAGGAAGUGAAGGAGGAUGAUGAUGCUUCAGAACAGGAAGUGAAGGAGGAUGAAGACGCUUCAGAACAGGACAAACGUUCAGAGCAAAGAGCUGAGGUGAACCAGGACUCUGCUCCUGAUCACAAAGAGGAAGAAAAACAGAUGGAGGAGGAGGAGGGAGAGAAAAAGAAGUCCUCCUCUCUGAAGCCGACUGUCUCUACGGAGAACGACCUGGACGAGAUGAUGGACAUCGGGACGGUGGAUCAGAUGGAGCAGGAGGCUCAGAUGAUGGAAGGAGAGCAGAGCGACCGAUCGCCCUCUGAAUUACAGACAGAGGACGAAGCUGACGUCAAACCCUCGGCCUCCGAUCUGGUUCAGUCCGCCUCGUCUCCGUCGUCCGACGCCGCCACCAGUACAGAAAGAGACGGCUCUCCAGUGACCAUGUUGAACGGGAUGAAGGUGGUGGAGCUGCAGCUGCAGGGUUCUGAUUCUGAGAACCUGGAAGCCGUGGCGAAGCCCAUCAAGUCGUCUCCGGCUCCUUCGCCUCCUUUGGCCAAAGUGAAGGACGAGCCGAUGGACGAGGAGUACGAGCGGGCGCUGGUGUCCUCCUCGUCUGCGGCGAGCGUGAAGGACGAGCCUCAGAAGGAGGACCUGCAGAUCGGCUCGGUCUACUCUGUGACCCCAGCCUCUGACAGUCUGUCUCAGUCCGGCGUGGACUCGCCCACGCUGCACAUGUCCUGCUCCUUCUGCAAGAAGAACCUGCUGAAAGGACAGACGGCCUACCAGAGGAAAGGCUCUGCAGCUCUGUUCUGCUCCACUGCCUGCCUCACCACCUCGCUGCCGGCCGGGAAAACCAUCAGUAAGGUCUGCAGCAGCUGCCAGAAGUUGAUACUGCGGGCUCAGGAUACCAUCACGGCUCCAGAUGCUAAAGGAGUCCUGAAGGAUUUCUGCAGCCAGAGCUGCCUGACCUCCUUCAACUACAAGAAACAGGCGGUCAGCUUCAAGGCCUCGGCCGGUCCCACCAAAGCCCCUCAGACCCAGUCGGUGUGCAGCAUGUGCUCCAGAGUCAGCACGAGCAAACACGAGGUGGUCCUGAGCGGUGCCGUCCACAGGAUGUGCAGCGACGCCUGCUUCAACCGCUUCCGCACCGUCAACAACCUGAGCAUGGCGGGCUGCGCCAGCUGCGGCUCCUUCUGCCACAGCAAACCGCUGCUGCUGAAGAUGGACGACGGCAGCAAAACUCUGUGCAACAGCGAGUGUUUGGCUGCUUUCAAAGAGAAAACCAAGCUGACUCAGAUGUGCACCAUGUGCCGCACCGCCCACCCUCUGGCUGAGAUGGUGGACAACAGAAACAGUGACGACUCUGUGAACCUGUUCUGCAGCAGCAACUGUGUGAUGGCCUUCAAGGUCCACUCUGUCAGCUCCUCAGGAACUCGAGUAAACUGUGACUACUGUAGUAAAAACACUGUACCUUCAUACCACCUGGCCAUGUCGGACACCUCCAUCAGGAACUUCUGCUCUCUGCCGUGCGUCAUGACCUUUCAGGAGAAGUUUAAGAAGAACCAGACGCAGCUGAGCGUUUUCACCAAACAGACGGUGGGACCGUCCCAACCCGCCGCCGCCACCGUCACGCCCGUCCCGACGCCGCAGCAGGAGGUCAAAGAGCCRUCCAAGCUGAGCUGCUUCCAGUGCAGCCGCAUCAUCACCAGCAAACCUGAGCUCAUCCAGAUCAAGGAUAAGAUGGUGUUUCUCUGCACCCCGGACUGCUCCAUGGAGUACAAGAAGAACAACUUCAUGACGAGUCUGUGUGAGUACUGCAAGAUUGAGAAGACCACCAGGGAGGCCAAACGAAUCGACAACAAGGACUGCUACUUCUGCAGCGACGGCUGUAAGCUCCUGUUCAGACACGAGCUGAGCAAGAACUGGGGGAAGCACUGCCACUCCUGCGUUUACUGCCACAGCGUGUCCAAGAAGCUGGUCAUGGCCCAGUACGGAGGCUCCGUUGAGGAGUUCUGCUCCGAGGAGUGCCGCUCCAAGUACACCAUGCUCUUCUGCCACGUUGCAAAGUGUGACGGCUGCGGGAGAAAAGGCAAACUGAAGCAGAACCUUUCUCUGCUGGGAGAGGUCAAACACUUCUGUGCCCUCAACUGUCUGCUGAAGUUCUGCUGCGACCAGGUGGCCACGCAGGGCGAGAUCCCCAAAGCUGCAGAGGACMCGUCGCCUGUGAUCGCCAGCGUCAUGUCACUCGCAGACCAGCAGGCUGGGAAAACUGUGAACAAACCUGCUCUGCAAACCAAAACAUCAACCAUGCAGACGAGGAGAUCUGGACAUAUCAGCACCCAGACGGAGCAGAAGUCCCAUCAUCAUCAUCAUCAUCAUCAUCAUCCUCCUCCUGCUGCUGCCCCAAAGAUCCUGAAGAACAAAGCUCUGCUGUGCCGCCCGCUGGUGCAGAAUAAAGGAGUUUCCUGUAAAACACAGACGGCCGACGUGGAAGCUCAGACAGAUGACGCCUUCCCUAAAGUCCUGGUCCUGCCGGUUCCUGUUCCCGUUUACCUGCCCAUCCCCAUGAACCUGUACAGCCAGUACACCCCCAAACCUGUGGGCCUGCCGCUGCCUCUGCCCGUGCCCAUGUUUCUGCCCGUGACGAUGAACAGCGCCGAGCGCAUCGUAGAGACCAUCCAGGAGAUCAAACAGAAGAUCCCGUCCAACCCGUUCGAGGCCGAGCUCAUCCUCAUGGCUGAGAUGGUGGCAGAGGAAGACAAACAGGAACCGCAGAAAGACAAAACGGCUGACAAAGUGCCGGAGAGGCGGGAGGCUGCAGACGACCACAUCAGUAACUACAGCGACGACCUGGACACGGACGACUUGGCCAGCUUCCUGAACAACUGGGAGGACCCGUCGUCUGAGGCGGGUCUGAAGCUGCCGACUCGCCCGGACGCCUCGGAGAAGCUCACCCCGACACUGGACAGUCCGGUCAGCACGCCCAGCGAGCCGUACUCGGAGCCGCCGCCGCCCGCCAUGGACAUCGAGAACGACUUCACCGUCGAAACCCUGGAGAGGAUGGCCCGCCUCAGAGAGAACUGCAACAGGACUCCCAGUCCUCCUCCGGCCCAGCCGCGACGGCGACAGGCCCCCAGGAAGGCCCGAGAGAAGAGGGGCAGGAAGUCUCAGCGUCAGAGUAAAGCUGCAGAGGAAGCGUCUCUGAAGAAGACUGUGGCUGCAGAGACCCAGAAGCUGAAGAGUCAGUACGGGGUGGACGCCUGGAAGCACUGGAUYCAGUGGAGGCAGACCCAGCCCCACCUGGAGCAGCGCCGCCUCGGCUCUCGUCCUCUGGAGCUGAGGGAGGACCUGCUGCGCUGCACCACAGCCGAGCUCAGCUAUGGCCUGUGCUGCUUCAUCAAGGAGGUGAAGAGGCCCAACGGAGAGCCCUACUCCCCCGACAGCCUCUUCUACCUGUGCCUCGGCAUCCAGCAGUAUCUGUUUGAGAACGGUCGUGUGGAGAACAUCUUCAUGGAUCUGUUCUACAGCAAGUUCUCCUGUGAGAUCACCAGCAUCCUGAAAGACUUCAGGCCCACCGUCACCAGCAGCGGAUACGUCCACUCCCGGGUGGAGGAGGAGUUCCUGUGGGGGUGCAAGCAGCUGGGGGCGUACUCGCCCAUCGUCCUCCUCAACACGCUGCUCUUCUUCUGCUGCAAACACUUCGGCUUCACCACGGUGGAGCAGCACCGCCAGCUGUCCUUCGCCCAYGUCAUGCGCUGCACCAAAACCAACUCUGACAGCAGCAAGACCACCUUCCUGCGCUUCUACCCCCCCAUUCCUGCGACCGAGGCUGAGCCGGAUCCAGACUCUGUUCCUGCRAAGAAGCGUAAAGAAGAGGAGAAGGAGGAAAUCCUGGAGAUGAUGGAGAACACAAAGAACCCCCUCCGCUGCCCCGUCAGGCUCUACGAGUUCUACCUCUCCAAGUGCUCGGAGUCGGUGAAGCAGCGCACCAACAUGUUCUACCUGCACCCGGAGCGCUGCUGCGUGCCCAACAGCCCGCUCUGGUUCUCCUCCACGCCUCUGGACGACACCACCAUGGAGGCCAUGCUGACCCGCAUCCUCACGGUCAGAGAGCUGCACCUCAAGAACAAGAAGGCCGUCGUGAAGGACCCGCCCUUUCUACCCACCGAGGACGACGAGUCAGAGUGAAGGACUGAACCCAAGUGACCUUUUUUAGCAGCAUUGUGUAAAUGUUUGUAAAUAAACUGGAGCGUUCACUACAUUUUGAUCUCAUAACCCCGCCCCCCCCGGAGUGCUGAGCGACAGGAAGUCUCUUUCUAAACUUUGUAUUAAACAGGAAGUUGCACAUUUUUAAAACGCACACUGCUUGGCUCUCAGACUGCUGCUGAUCUGUGUUGUGAGCUUUCCUUUCCUUCUGUCGGCUGUGGUUCCUCACGUUUCGGUGCACGCCGGUCUGCCAGGUUUGUUUGGAUACGUUUUGUUUCAGCCCGCCCCUCAGACGGAUCACUGAAACCAYGGACUUUAACCCUCCUGUUCAGAUGCAAACCUGAAGCCAAUCUUUAAAAUUUAAAAUCAUAGAUCAAAACAAAAUGUAGCAAAUUAUCCUAAAACAACCUAAAUUACUUUGUUACCAAGAUUUUUCUUUUGAUUUUAUUCCAAUACAAAUCUUCAAGUGUSCGAUGGAUUUAUUGGAAGCAGUUUGUAACAGUACGAAUUGAAUGUAACUGAACUGUAAGCUGUAAGAAUUAAAAGAAUGAGUUUUUUUUUUUAUAAAAGAUGGGAACCCCCCACCCCCCUACAAAAUACAAUGCUUCCAAUUAUUGAGUUUUCUGUUUAUUUGGAAAAUUGUUUCAUCCCAAAUAAACCUUGAUGUCAUUGGAAAUUGUUUCAUGUAAAUCUUGUUUCCUGUUAGUUUUUAGCUGUUUUCUUAAUUGUUUUUGUUUUUUAAUAAAAUACUUGAAAUAAAA